This is a messenger RNA of Drosophila suzukii, 463 nucleotides long. RefSeq lists its product as uncharacterized. NCBI's taxonomy places the organism in Eukaryota, Metazoa, Arthropoda, Insecta, Diptera, Drosophilidae. The record is from RefSeq and is a predicted model, not a curated record.
UUUCAGAGUGCCAUGAAAUUUACGUUUGCAAAAUACAGUACGUAAAUAGAAUAUCUGUUCGUAAUGAGUGAAACGCUACGCAACCAAGCUCGUGAAAUUGUUCAGGCCAUGAGCAGGUCCCGGCGCAGUGAUAGUACCCCCAGAAGGGGAUUCUUAAACCCAGAGCUCGAGGCCCUGGGCCGCAAGAAUGAUGAGCAACUGGCCAUGGAUCGCUUUCUGGCUAUUAAGCUGGAGCGGGAAAGUUUGCCAGAGGACACGCCGCUGCCCAUAUACUUGGCCUACCGGGAACCUAGAACACCCAGUCCCCCAAGCGUUUGGGAUAAAAAGGAACCAAAAAAAAAGUCUCGCCUAUUAGUCAGACUGCCAGGAGCAGCAGCAACAGCAACAGCAGCAGCAACAGCAACAGCAGCAGCAGCAGCAGCAGCAACAUCAGACACAGCAGCAACAUAAAGCGCAGCUCCCA